AUGUUGGAAUGUAAGGACUAUGUACCAGACUGGAAAGUCAUCAAAGAAAUGGACAACUACAACAUCGAUAUCCUAGGAAUCCGUGAAACGAGAUGGACAGGAGCAGGCAGUAUGCAGCUUGCAAAUGGACAAGCACUUCUCUACUCAGGACGAGGCUUAAAAAAGAAAUUAAGAAAAACACUGAUGGAAUGGAAACCAGUUGGAUCAAGACUUCUCAUUGCUAGAUUCAAUUCCAAGUACACAAAGCUCAACACUGUAUCGUGCUAUGCUCCAACUGAGGAUGCUGAGGAAGAAGAUAAAGACAUGUUCUAUGACCAGUUACAGCAGAUCCUGCAAAAUGUUCCAGCACAUGAUAUGCUGCUUAUGAUUGAGGACUUCAAUGCAAAAGAGAGAAGAUCCUUGGAUACAAAAAGAAGAAAAAAGAAGAGUGGAUCCAAAAAGAGACUUGGGAAAAAGAUUGCUGAAAGAAAAGAAACAAAAAGGAAAAUGGAUGCUUCCAGCUCACAGAGGCUUAAAGAUUGUUUCAAGAACAAAUACUCGGAGCUGGACAAGGAAGCUAAGAAGAUGGCAAAACAUGAAAAGAAAGCCUACAUAGAGGGUUUGGCAGAGCAAGCUGCACAAAGACAAGAUUCAAAAACUCUAUACUGA
Messenger RNA from Gigantopelta aegis, 648 nucleotides. RefSeq names its product craniofacial development protein 2-like. The coding region runs from base 1 to 648 and encodes 215 amino acids. The record is from RefSeq and is a predicted model, not a curated record. Lineage: Eukaryota; Metazoa; Mollusca; Gastropoda; Neomphalida; Peltospiridae. The transcript has 2 exons.